AUGUCCGGUCUCGAUCCCCAGGGCCCCUCGCAGCCCUCUCUAGACCAAGCCUACACCACACCCGGCAACCCAGCGCAAAAAGACCCAAAAGAGCAAGUCCAAACAGAGUUCAACGCCACCGACAACGCCGCUACCGUCGACCAACGUAUCCCCACCAAGCAAGCUACCGACGCCGAGGGCCUACGGAACGCAAAGUUCGAGGAAGGCAUGGGAGUCCACGGCGCACCAGCGGGCGAAGAGAGCAAAGGUCUGACCCAUGAAGACGUAGGAAGGCACAAGGAGCUGGACGGGCAACAAAUGGCUGCGCCGGGCGAGGGACGUGUAGCCGAUGCGGUGGCUCAGGGAGGGAAGGGCCUGGGUGGUGGUGGAGAGCAGCCUGACUUGGCGAGCGAUCUGGACAGGAAGAAGGCUGAACAAGCCGAGGCGAGAGAGGCUAUUAAGCAGUCAAAGGGCGAGGCAACACAGGUUGGUGGUGCAUUGGGCCAGACUGGUGGACCUGCCAACCCUGUUGAUAACUCGACACAGGGUGGUGGUAACUACCCCAACUCUAGUUACUAG
This is a messenger RNA of Alternaria incomplexa, 558 nucleotides long. RefSeq lists its product as uncharacterized. Lineage: Eukaryota; Fungi; Ascomycota; Dothideomycetes; Pleosporales; Pleosporaceae. Bases 1 to 558 code for a protein of 185 amino acids. The record is from RefSeq and is a predicted model, not a curated record. The transcript has 2 exons.